Molecule: messenger RNA, 2187 nt
Organism: Colius striatus (speckled mousebird)
Lineage: Eukaryota; Metazoa; Chordata; Aves; Coliiformes; Coliidae
Product: prostaglandin D2 receptor-like
Exons: 2
Coding region: 238-1320 (360 amino acids)
Biological process (GO): positive regulation of cytosolic calcium ion concentration; G protein-coupled receptor signaling pathway; inflammatory response
Cellular component (GO): plasma membrane
Molecular function (GO): prostaglandin D receptor activity
Source: RefSeq, a predicted model, not a curated record
CGCCCGCCCCGCCGGGCCAGUCGCCACCGGGAGCCGCGGCGCAGCCCGGUGCGGGAAAUCUCCAUCCCGGAGAGGAAACCUCCGUCCCGGAGCGGAACAUCAUCUCCGCCCCGGUGCGGUACAUCUCUAUCCCUGUGCGGUGUGGGACAUCUCCAUCCCGGGGCGGGAAGACUCCAUCCCGGUGCGGCGCGGGACGUCUCCAUCCCGGCUCGGCGCAUCCCGGUACGGGAUAUCCCGAUGGAGACGGAGGGUUACCGGUGCCGUAGCAGCCGGUACAUCGAGAGCGGGCAGUCGGCGGUGCCUAGCUCGCUGCUGUUCGCCGCCGGGCUUCUGGGCAAUGUGCUGGCCUUACUGCUGCUGGGCCAGCACCGACGGCGCUCCCGCUCCUCCGGCGGCCGCCCGCCGCGGGUCUCGGCUUUCUACGUGCUGGUGAGCGUACUGGCUGUCACCGACCUGCUGGGCAAGUGCCUGGUCAGCCCCAUCGUGCUGGCUGCCUACGCCUACAACCGCAGCCUCAGCGAGCUGGGACCCGGCGGUCGCACCGAGGGCGAGCCGGGUAUCCUCUGCCAGCUCUUCGCCUUCUUCAUGGCCUUCUUCGGGCUGGCCCCUACCUUGCUGCUGCUCGCCAUGGCUCUGGAGUGUUGGCUGUCCCUCGGGCACCCUUAUUUCUACCGGCGGCACCUCACCCGGCGGCUGGGCGCGACGCUGGGGCCGGCGGCCGCGGGGCUGUGCGCCUUGUUCUGCGCGCUGCCGUCGCUGGGCUUCGGCGAGCCCAUGCAGUACUGCCCGGGGACGUGGUGCUUCAUCCGCAUGGCCGGCGGAGGGCCGCGCCAGCUCGGCUUCCCCGUCCUCUACGCCACGCUCAUGGGCUUCUUGGUGUUGGCCAUCGGCGCCUGCAACGUGAGCAGCAUGCGGCACCUCUACGGCAUGGCCCGGCGGCAGCCCCCACGGGGCGCGCCCCCCGCCGCCGCCCCGCGCAUGGAGGAGCUCGACCACCUCAUCCUGCUGGGACUCAUGACCGUCCUCUUCACCGUCUGCUCUCUGCCGCUCAUCAUCCGGGCGUACCUGGGAGCCUUCGCCGCCGAUUUCAACGAGGACGCCGACCUCAGCGCCCUGCGCUUCCUCUCGGUGAACUCCAUCGUGGACCCCUGGGUCUUCAUCAUCUUCCGCACCUCCGUGUUCCGCACGUCCGUCCGCAGGCUCUGCCGGAGGCUGCACUCCCGGAAAGCCACCCCGAAAGGGCCCGGCCCGGGGGAGGACGGUCAGUUCUGCCCCCUGGGCUGGCGCAGGACGCACGCCCCGCAGCUCGGCUUCCCCUGAGCCCCUGGCUAUUGGCAGAAGCCGGUGGCGGCUGCUGGUGGUGAGGAUGAUGAGGGAGAGAAGCCUUUGGCCCCGCGGCCCUGCCCCGCAGCACCCCGCGGCUGUCGCAGGAGGGGACGGCGUCCAGCUGGCAGCGAGGAGCAGGGGUGAGGUGUUUCUGCUCCCUCCCGGGAGUUUCGCCCCGGGGAGGAAUCGGGGAGGCCCCCGGGAACCCGCAGAUGUUUGUGAGCAGCGGCGCUUUGUGAAGGGUGUGGGGAGCGCCCAGCUCCAGGAAAGCAGGAGGCGGUUGGUGUGUGGCUUCAGAGCAGCGGGGACACACAGGAAGGAGAGCUCUGUGUGUGUGUGUCCCCGUCAAAUAAAAGUGGUUCAGAGCCCUGCUCCAUCGCCUCGUCCUGUGCACCAUCCCCUUCCACGCCAGGCAGGGAUAUCCAGGGCUGGUUUGAGGUGUCUUCUCCCCUGGGAGAGGGGAGGGUGAGAGAGCCUUUGGGGAUGUAGAGGAUCAGAGUCUUGAGCAGCAGCUCACAGCUGCGUUGAGGAGCUGCAACCUUCCUGGGACACCCAUCAUCCCUCCCUGGGAUGUCCAUUGUCCCUCUCCAGAACACCUCCUCCUCCCUGGGAUACCCAUCAUCCCUCCCCAGCACACCCAUCCCUCUCCAGUAUACCCAUCAAUCCCUCUCCAGCACACCCACCCCUCCCUGGGAUGCCCGUUGUGCCUCCCCUAACCCCUUUUAGCCUGAGUAAGGCUGUGGUUUCUCCACUGUGGCUUGCCUUUGUCUUGAAAAUUGAUUCCUCCAAGCUCUAACACUGGAUUUAUAUUACUCAGAUGGAUACCUGUCCUGCUGUAAUUGUUUUAAUUCAGUGCUUAUG